Arachis stenosperma is the source of this 1081-nucleotide messenger RNA. RefSeq lists its product as uncharacterized. The transcript has 3 exons. The coding region runs from base 1 to 939 and encodes 312 amino acids. The record is from RefSeq and is a predicted model, not a curated record. Lineage: Eukaryota; Viridiplantae; Streptophyta; Magnoliopsida; Fabales; Fabaceae.
AUGGUUAAAAUGUCAUCUAUUUGGAAUUUUGAAUUGAUAAUGUUAGUAAAUGGUUGUGUCAUGCUUGCUUCAGGAGAUAAUCUAACCCUAAUCCACUAUGCCACUGACCUCAUUACCCCAAUCAGCCAAUCUCCCCUUUCUUCCCCCUUCACCUACCAAGGCUACCAUUGCCAUCGCCCACCAAGCUCCAGAUUCCAGAAACCACCGAGCCACAGUAGCCGCGACCACCACCGCGUUGAGCCCGCCUCCUCGUCGCCGAACGUCGCCGAGCUCGCCGAGCCCGACUCCUCAUUCGCCGCACCUGAAACUUCUCCUUCUCCUUCUUCUGCUGCUUCUACAUCACCAACAACUCAAAGUUCACAACUUCCUCCUCCUUCACCACCACCAACAACGAGUGGUGCUGCUAUUCGUUCUUCAACGAAAAAGAGGCCUCUCGAAUCUGAUUCUUUUUCCAACUACUACAAGAUUCGCGCACUUAUUCCAGACCUUCGCCCCCAUUUCAUCCAGGUUCUACGAACUCCCGAUUACAAAAGUAGCAAAGAAUCCCGAGAAAUUCGAGAACAAUUGAAGAUUGUUGUGAAGUUAUAUGAGGAUAUGAAAGCAGAAGCAGUUUCGUUGGCAAAGUAUAAGCAAGAUGGCCAAAACUUGGAUCACAAAACACAGCAAGAGCAGCAGCCUCAACAUAUGAAGUCUCCAGAGCAGAUUCAAGUUGAGAAAUCAUUCACCUCAAGGGCAUCAUCUGAAAUUAAGGUUAUGGCAUUGGCUGAAGGUCAAGGGACAUAUGUAGUUGGUGGAUCGGCAUUUGGCUGGAAUUUCAUCACCUUUUCAGGGGAGGAAGCUGUCUAUUAUGGUAGGACAAAGGAACAAUUUCGAUCGACACAAGUGAGGACUCAGCCAGGGCUUAACAGAGUAGUUUCAUUUAUUGAUAGAGGGUGCUGAAAAUCCUCAUCCAUAAGUAUAGAAGAAGUUUACAUAGAACAUUUAUAUCAUUUAGUUUUCUAAUACUUUGUUGCAAUUGACAUCUAAAAUUUUUCAAGAGGCAUAGCACAUGUGCUGUAACAUUGUUUUUUCCUAAGUUGGA